Molecule: messenger RNA, 1853 nt
Organism: Cuscuta epithymum
Lineage: Eukaryota; Viridiplantae; Streptophyta; Magnoliopsida; Solanales; Convolvulaceae
Source: the annotation of a GenBank genome assembly
AAAGAGAGCCAUCCCCUCCCCUCCUUCACUCAUUAGCUCGACCAAGCACCAAGGAAGAGGAAAGAAACCUAUCAACUCAUCCUCCAUAGCCACCAAAUUCGAGCUCAAGCUUAAGUGCCCAAAGAAGGAAGAUUAAAGAGGGAAAAGGUUGGGAAAAGUGAAGAAUUAAGGCACUUGUAAAAGUCAUUUCAAGUGAUUUCACAAAGUUGGAAAAUUCGCCGGAGUUGUCGCCGGAGUUGACCAAAAGUCGCCGGAGUUUCACCGGAGUUCAACCAAGAGGGGUAGAACUUCAUAACGCUAGUUCAAGAGGAACAGAGGCAAUGGAGUGGAGAGCGGCAAUUCACUGAAGUAAUAACAAAAACCUGAAUUGCGAAAUACAUUGUGAUGGGAGACGAUUGUGGCGAAAGAAAGAAAACAGAAACUUGUAGUAGUAGGCCAUCAACAUUGCGGCAAUUCACUGAAGAGAAGGACUCCAUAUUGACAUUUGCAGUGACACAGUUUGGGAGAAGAAGCUGAAUGACGAACGAAAAUGGAGACGGGCGGAUGGGUUAUAAACUUAUAAUUAUUGCAGGGUAUUUUGGGGGUUAGAUAAUUUUGUUGGCAUUAUCAUUAGUCAUAAAGUUGGAGGUAUUUACAAUUUUACCUAGAAGCUAUUAGAAAGUGUGGUACUCUAGCUUUUAGAUUUUGGCUUUAAAGUACUUUUUUUAAGCCAAAGUUGGGAUUAGCAAACACUUAUUUUUGCUUUUUUAAUCUAAAAGCUCCAAAGCACUUUUUUUAAUCAAACAAAAACACUCCUUUUGUUUUGUUUUUUCUUUCUGGCCAAACCGGUUUUAUCAAAUUUUGUUGGCUAAACAACCACCUUUAAUUAUCAUUUUAGAGAAUACUUCGCAUAAGCUAUCGUUUUAGGACUAAAAUGCAAAUAAUAGAAAUAUAGAAUCACAAUAUAUACUAAUAUGCGUACGGACGUAGUGAACGUACCAACUACCAAGGAUGGUGAGAUGGCAUGAUACAUUAAUUUGAUUGGUUUAAAAAGUUUGGUGCCGGUGCCUUGUAAAUUAAGAAAGGUAUGGUACGGUAGAAUUUUUUUCCUUGAAACCCCUGUGAAACUCGCAUGCAGAAAACGGAAGUCCUCUACAUUAUAUAUAUACUACGUACUUGGUACUCGAUCUGGCCGUACGUCAAUUGAGAUCAACGUCUGAAACCCUAGCUAAUCCAUCAUCAUCAUGUCAUCGAGCCGAUUUGAGGCAUUCCGGCUCUUGAAAACCAUGUUGCAGUUCCCUGCAGAAUUCAAACUAGUCCAGGCGGAGAACCUUGUGGCCCACGCCUCGUAUAAAUACGUGUUCGGGAAAACCAUAAUGGAGAUGGUGAAGAAGGUCCUUCCAGUGAAGAGUAAAGAGUCUCUUGUGGAUGAAAUCCUGAGGGAUCUGGAAAAAGUUGAACAUGGAGUUCAGCAGCUUCUUGAAAUCUACCGGAAGGAGCAGCAGUCAGCCGAAAAAGGUGAUGAUGAUGAUGAGAAGGAGGAAGGGAAUUAAUGGAACCGGCUGGUCCAAUGACUCAGGCUCUCAUUCCAAGGUACGUGCCGUCUUACUUAUUACCGAUCGUCAUUCCGUGUCAAAUCUGUGUCAAUCACGUAAUAAUUAAAUCUGACGGAAUUGAAGCCAUCAAAAGCCUUAGCAGUUACGACUUACGAGCAUAUGUACGUACGAAUUGAAGUAUGUAGAUACCUACUAUACGCUGUACAUGUGCAUGCCUAGAUAGUUGCCUCGGCAAUAAUUACCGGUACAAAAAGAAAAUAUGUAAAAUACUCAAUACUACGUACUCCGGGUAUAUGCUAAUAACAAUAUUAAUAUUGU